Messenger RNA from Paramuricea clavata, 7541 nucleotides. The record is from the annotation of a GenBank genome assembly. Lineage: Eukaryota; Metazoa; Cnidaria; Anthozoa; Malacalcyonacea; Plexauridae.
GUAUAUUCCAUCCAUACAAUGGUCAGGAUGUUUUCCUAGCAGUUGUAAUUCACAGAAUGUCUCCGCUGUUAUAUCGGCUGUUGCGGCACAAGGUAAAGUGUUUUGUAACGAUAUCACAACAAGCACUAAAAGUGACAAGUACAUGAAUGCUUCAGUUUGAAACCAACCAGUAACCACAAACUCAAAACAUUUUCUGGGACCAAUGCUCCCGUGGAUACUUUUUCCACCCCUGACCUUCAUAUCCUUUCAUUUUAGUCCCACAACUUACCAAUAAAAGAGUAUACUUGAUACAUCACGGAUCUGCAUGUUCAACAGGAGGGCCUGGUUACGACGCUGGUGCUAGAUGGUCACUGUAUGUACUUUGUAUCUCCAUUUCUUAGACACUAAGAAGACAGAUGAUUCGACUAUACCCGUGUUCGCACAGCUGGUUCCCAGUUAUUGACAUUAAGUCUGGAACAAGUUGUUAUCAACUUGUAACAAGGUUGAUGAGGCCAACAGACUCGCAACAAGUUGUUCCAACAAGUCUGAUAUGGUCUGCAAACUAUUACGAACCGCUUGCAUUGAUCUUGUUGGAGAAACUUGUAGUAAGUCUGUUGCCAUCGUCAUCCUUGCAACAAGGUGUAACAAGGUUGAUGAGGCCAACAGACUCGCAAUAAGUUGUUCCAACAAGUUUGAUAUGGUCUGCAAACUAUUACGAACCGCCUGCAUUGGUCUUGUUGGAACAACUUGUAGUAAGUCUGUUGCCAUCGUCGUCCUUGCAACAAGGUGUAACAAGGUUGGUGAGGCCAACAGACUCGCAACAAGUUGUUCCAACAAGUCUGAUAUGGUCUGAAAACUAUUACGAACCGCUUGCAUUGGUCUUGUUGGAACAACUUGUAGUAAGUCUGUUGCCAUCGUCGUCCUUGCAACAAGGUGCAACAAGGUGUAACAAGGUGAUAACAACUUGUUCCAGAUUUGUCACAACAAUGAUAUUUUUUUCGUUAUUUAGCGCCUUGUGUGCUGUACUAUUGCUGUUUUGUCUUAUUGGGACAAUUCUUGAUGCGAUCAUAGAAGCAUAUAAUACUUCAGAAGAAAAUACUUCACCAUCUGAUCAGAAUAACACUGUAGAGUUGCAGUCAGUUACGAUCCCGCCCCAAGCAAACAACACCUUAACACGUCAGACCACCAGCUCAACUGCCCUCCACCCGCCGGAAGAAACCAUCAGAUUCGGCCCGCCAAGAUUUUUGAAAUGUAAGUGUCUAAGGGGAGUCUAUUUUUGCCAAACAUCUGUAGAUAGUGACGUCAACUUAGAUCAAAGAAUAGACUCAUUAACUCAUUUAUAAGCAAAGGCAUUAAAUACGAUACAAAAGAUUUUAAAUCCGUUAUGAUUACGUUUAUGUUUCUCAUUUUAGCAAAGCUUUGCGAGGUGUUUUUAUGUUUUUCUCUGCUUCGUAACACGAAAAAAAUUUUCAGUACAAAUGUCCCUGCAACGGCUAUCACAUCCAUCAAUGGCAUUCGGGUAUUCAGCAUCUGGUGGGUUAUUUUGGGACAUACUUUCCUCUAUGUCCUCAUCAGUCCCAUUGUAGGUAUGUAUGAAAGGUCGUUGAUCUUGGCUCCAUAUAAUUUACUUAUUGUUUAAAAAUUCCGAAAGCAUUUCGAGAUUACAUGUUUUGGAUGUUUUAAUUUAGAAAAUAAAGCUCAGACUGUUGAAGACUCCAAAUUGCUCUCGAUAUUGCCUGUGACUAACGCUUAUUUUGCUGUCGACAGUUUCUUUUUUCUGAGGUAUGUUAUGCUAUAUAUAUUGCUUGGUUGUAGUAGUAAGUGAGGGGGUAGUUGUGAUGGUGUUGAUGAUUAAAGGAUACCAAGUGGUUUUCCGUGCAGGAUUGCGUGAUCCAUGCACGAGGGAUGUCGCGAGAUUUUCGGAAAGCGUAAAAAUACUGGAGCCGCAGGCGAGUAUAUUUUACGCUUUCCAAAAGUCGAGCAACAUCCCAAGUGCAUAGAUCACGCUGUCCUGCUUGGGAAGCCAUUUGGUAAUUGUUUUAUAAAGCAACUACAGUGAAACAAUGACAUUUUGAGAGUCCCGCGAAAAUCCCGCGCUGGCAUUUUAAUUCCUCGUGCAGGAAAGCCUGAUCCUGCACGGCUAUUGACCAAUCAAAUUGCGUGUUUCACUGUAGUUAUUAUAUAAAGUACUAUCAUCACUUGAUGAUCAGAUGAUGAUGGUGGUAGCGGUGAUGAUGGUGGUAAUGGUGGUGAUGGUUGUGGUGACGUUGACGUUGAUGUUGCUGGUAAUCGUAGGAGGUGAUUUGAGUGGUGGUGAUAGUGAUGACUGUGUUGAUAAUGGUGGUGGUGAUGAUGAUCGUAAUGCUGAUCAUGGUAAUGCUGAUCAUGGUGAUACUGAUGGUGAUAUUGAUGGUGAUACUGAUGGUGGUGAUGAUGUUAGUCAAUGAUGGUGUCGUAUAAUCUUCUUACUUUCUGAUUUUUAAAAUUAUUUUUCCAGUGGUCUUCUGGUUGCUUACACGUGCUUUAGAAAAAUGGCGAAAAGUGAUGGGAAAUUUAACUGGAUCUUGUUUUACGUGCACAGGUUUUGGAGGUAAGCUUCGUUUAAAUAUUAACAACGUUGUGUAAAAACGAGACAUAGAAAGUUUUUUCCCGAUAGUAUGCUAAUACGUAUGCUUGACAUUCUUCUUUGAAUGUUGCCAGAACGAAUAGAACAUGACCUGCUUUGUAGGGUAAUCCUACCUGAUUAACCGGGUUGUGUAAAUAAAUAUAACCCUUUAGUUGGCAGCGUCACCAUGAUCUUAGCAUCAUCAUCAUGAUGUGGUAGUGAUGAUGGUGGUGGUGAUGGUGUUGAUGACGGUGUUGGUGAUGAUGAUGAUCAUGGUGAUGAUAAUGAUGAGAAUGGUGGUGGUGAUAGCUGCGUGGUGGUGUUGCAGCUGGUAAAAUUAUCAUGACCAGCACCAUCAUUGUCACCACCAUCUUCACCGUCACUCUAGUAUGUAUGUAAACACAAGGGGAAGACACAACAGACUAGGGACUUCAGCCACGUACCUUAUUUUUAUAAAAACAGGCAUUAUAAUUUUUACUUAAUUUGUCUCAACACAGGCUUACCCCAUCGUACAUGUUCGUGAUACUAUUCACAGUUCAUCUGAAAGGAUUAAUAUCUGACUCACUUUUGUGGCAGUAUACAUAUAAGGAUCCAUUUUGCUCGGACAAAUGGUGGACUAACUUACUGUACAUCAACAAUUUUUAUCCAGAGGAAUUUACUGAACAGGUAAGAAAGUUACAUAUAUCUUUACCUGAGUGCCCAGCAACAGAAACACUAACAAUGUUUUUAUAUUUACUGUAGUGUAUCGGUUGGACAUGGUACUUGGCGAAUGAUAUGCAGUUCUAUGUUAUUUCACCGAUACUGUUAAUUUUGGCAUUUAAGUAAGUCUUGAUUGCUGAUAGUUAGUAUAAUCACAUGGGUUAGGCCAGCUGGUAAACUUCGAAGAUGUUGUUGAAGAAAAGAACAUGGCGGUUGAACUGGGUUUGAACAUGCACUGCAUUUUUUAAAACUAGUUAGAAAUUGCUACACGAUGGAACAGGGUUAUAAAAUAUAGCAAUUCGUUGUAUGCUUAAAGACCAUGUAAAGUCCGUUCGGCGCAUACGUUCUCCGUAGGCUUACAUUCCAAUGGUCGGGACUCGACCGUUGGAAUGUUAUUAAUAUUUCGUAUCUUUCGAACUUUCUUGAAUUGAAUCUUUAGUCUGUAUUCAUUUACAAGCAUAGCGAACCGGAAGAGUGUUAAAAAUUCAGUAUAAUGUAUAUCUAAUCAUAUUUUACAACUGUAGCACUGAGUCCAAAAUGUAAACAAAGCGUUUGUUUACAUUACGGACUUUACAUGGUCUUUAAAAAGCAGCCGAAACAACCGAUUAAGAAGAUGCAUCUAAAUUAUCAAAAAAAGUUUAGAUUAGUGGCAGAUAAAGAUUAGAUUAGGGUUAGAUUAAGCGAAUUUAUUGUGUUGAUAAUUUCGGGCAUGUUUAACAAUUUACUUAUAUAGUAAAUCCAAAGGUGGAGUUCAGGCUGUAUCCGGCACUAACGCACCUAGGUCUAUAUAGAAUUACUGACUAUACGUUUUCUAAAGUCUCAAAACGCCUUGGAUGCUUUGGCCGCCCAUUAUGAACUAGGAGCCCAGGGUAAAGUGUUUCCCCUGCCCCCCCCCCCUCCCAUCUCGGCGGUCCGCGUUUCUUCCCAGCGGUCCCAACUUUAUCGACCCUUGCAUACACUAGUCACUGUGCCACCAACACCGCUGACCAUAUAACGUACUCAAUAUACGCGACGUUUUUUUUUCACUGUAGGUACGGGUGGCGUGGCUUGCUAUCCAGCACAGGAACAUUGUUGUUGAUUAGUACUAUUGUUAUUGCCGCGCUUAUUGGCGCCUAUGACGUGGAUCCUAUUAUUAACCUCAAACUGCUUCAUUUCACAGACGAAACGUACGUGCUAAAGUUAAACCAAAUUCGGUAGUAUAUUGGAACGCGCAUAGUUUAGAAUUAGGAACUAGGAAGUGGGAGUCUAGUGGGAGGCUACUAUAAGUUGCCGUGGUUUGUGUCUGAGCUAUCUGAAAACAAUAUCUCAACGUAGUGGUCCAGUGUAGAUAGUAUUUCACAAUAAGUUGCUGUGGCUGUGGAUUGUGUCUGAACUACCUGAAAAAGAGAUCUCAACGUAGUGGUCCAGUGUAGGUAGUAUUCUACAAUAAGCUGUCCUAGCUUGUUGCUGAACUACCUUAAAAGAUAUCUCAAAUUGAAUGCUCUAGUUUUAAGUAUUAUGCAAUAACAUGGCUAGGAAAGCCGCGACUGUUCACCAGGUUUACAAAGGAUGAUUUUAUGUAAUUUUUGUGUUUAGCGCGAAAAAAUCAAGGGACAACAGCAACUAUAUCUACAGUAAACCUUAUUGUCGUAUUCAACCUUACCUCAUUGGAUUUAUCCUCGGUUAUGCUAUUUACAUGAAGUAUCGCGGACCGAUUAAGAGACGUGGUUGGGUAAGUCAAUUUCUUGUUCAUGGUCUGGAGGCCUGGGGCCUAUAUUGUUUAAAAGUUUUCACAUCUGUAACUGGGAUUAGGCUCUUCCAAUUUGCAGUUGUCUGAUUAUAAUUAAUUUCGCAUUCGAGGGGAGUGCUUGGAAUUUACCCCUAUCAGGUCACAAAUUCCCUUCUGAAGUAAUUAUUACUGCCUUUUUAGGGAGGACAGCUAAGAACUGCUAGAUCAGGCUCAUAAAAACAGCUUAUGAUACUGGGACAUUAAGAGAUGGCCCUUACUGGACCUCUAAGAAGAACAGCUUAGUGUUAGAACUGAUAGAGCUACCCAGAAUAUGAAGACAAUGAUGUUGGUAAACUGUUUAGGUUUCCUGCUGUGGUAACACUGAAGCAGAAAGAGAUUGCCUAGCAAUGUAAAACUAAUAGAGUUAUCCAGUAUAAAUAAAAUAGUUCAGUAAAGGUUUCCUUCUGUAGUAGGGAUAGUUUUUACUCGAGAUCUAAGAGUAAAUAAAGAUAAUUUCAUGUAGCUUUACAGCUUUUCAUUUUAUUUUCUUUCUCAGUUAAUUGCCUUGAUUGGUUGGUCUGUGGCGUUUGCGAUUGCCAUGACUGUAGUCUACGCUCCGCACGAGUCUGUCGUUCCAGGCAACCGAGAAUGGAAUAUGACUGAAAACAUUUUCUAUGGCACAUUUCAACGUCUUCUAUGGGGUCUUGUAUUGGCUUGGGUUACCUAUGCUUGUCACUAUGGUUACGGAAGUAAGUUAGUGUUUUACUGUGUAACACCAUAGCUCAGUAUGUAACACUAGAAUAAGGACAACCUCGUCCCCAGGCUAGUCCCAAGUUAGAUUACUUUAGGUAUUUUCAAGAAACACUGGACCAAUUAGGAAUGACCCUUACUGAACUUCUAGGGAAAACAGUUUAAAACUGAUAGAGCUGUCCAGUAUACAUAAAUUUAGUUUAGGUUUCCUCCUGCAGUAACACUGGAUCAGAUCAACAAGGAAUGAUCCUUACUUGACCUCCAGAGAGAACAGAUUAGAACUGAUGGAGCUAUCCAAUAUAAAUGAAGUUAGUUAAUUGAAGAUUUGAUACACCGUCACUGAAAUAAUGUUUACCUAUCUUGACGCCAGGCUACAUUCAGCAGUUUCUGUCAGCAAGAUUUUGGAUUCCUCUCAGUCGUUUAACUUACUCCGUGUAUCUCGUUCAUAUCAUUGUCUUGCAAUUCAUGCUGACGGCUGUGAAUGGAACAAUACACUAUGAUAUUCCCACUACCGUAAGUAUGUUGGACUGUCUGGUUUCCAUUUAGCUAAAGGCAAAUUAAUUCCGAAAUACGUUUUCUCUAAAUAUUUUUCCCUAUUUCUCUCUUUAGUCGUACUAUUUCAUCGCUGCGACAGUAUUAUCUUAUGCCGUUGGCUUUAUUUUGGCUGUGGUCAUCGAGUUUCCUUCGGAAAACUUGGAAAAUCUCGUUUUGAAAUUCUUGCAAGAAAGAAAGAAAUAUGCUGUUAAUUCUUAAGCAGAUCUUCAGGAUACAUUCCAUGUUUUUCUUCACGAAUUCUGCAUUUCUAUAUAUAAGAAAUAUCCUCCACCAUUUUAUAGAAUCUAAUAUAAUCUUUCCAUUUAUCUUUCGAUAUAUAGUACUGAACAAAUAUUUGUCUGUAAAAAAAUAAAACUUGUUGCAUACCACUUACAGUUGGCCUAGCAUUAAAAAAGUGCCAGAGUCCAUAACCCUAACCCAUUGUCUUUCGUUGGUAACGAAAAUCUCAGUGUUCUUCAUGCCAUUCAAUCACACAUACACAUAUAAAUAUUGCUUUGACCUAUUUUAAAUAUUUUGCCAAGACGCAAGAGCCUAUUGCCAUAUUUCGUUAACUAAUUAUGCUGUAAUAUAAUAAUCGUAUAUGCUUUUAGACGUAAUAAACGCAACUGAUUGAAGAAUGAAUUAUAGUGUUAUGUUAAAUAAUUUUUCUGUGCAAGAAUUUCUUUGCAAAAAGUCUAUAAAGAGUAACACUAAUAGCAUAUUAAAUGAACUAAACGAAACUAUAGUCUGUGCAUUUUAAACGCCCAGUAGCCACCACCCUUUGAUGGUGCAUUGUUACUACAGGAGGAAAGCUUAGCUAACAGUAACAUAACAUGCGGUGUUUGGUAAAGGUGUACUGGAACUCUGAAAGAUCUAAUCAAAGUAGGUACAUAUCUAUGGUACAUACAAAGGUGUCACUUCAUGUUAAUUUUGCGGUAAGGGAUUUUUCAGACGCCUGCAUGCAAGUGCCCUAAAGAGAGGCUAUCACCCCCUGAAAACAUAUUGAAAUUUAAUGUUUCAGGGGGGUCAAUGCCUCUUUUUAGGGCACUUACUAAGAACAUGGCCGCCAGCUAUUUUGGAAAAAAACCCUGGUAAAAACUACCUUACGGUUUUCCCGCAGAAGUUAGAUGUUUGCACUUACUCUUAACACUGUACCUGCUGUGCUCCGCUCAGCAAAAUGAUAAUUUUUUCUGUGCUGGUGUUGUGUACUCAGGUGAAUAAUAUGUUUGUGAUGUUACUCUGAGUGCAUAUCCACACCGGGCGAGC